Penicillium verrucosum is the source of this 3927-nucleotide messenger RNA. RefSeq lists its product as uncharacterized. Lineage: Eukaryota; Fungi; Ascomycota; Eurotiomycetes; Eurotiales; Aspergillaceae. Bases 94 to 3927 code for a protein of 1277 amino acids. The transcript has 3 exons. The record is from RefSeq and is a predicted model, not a curated record.
GGGAUACAAGCAUUCAAUGCUCACUGCUUACAGUCUUACCAGCUAUGACCCAUAUGCUGUGUGUCAAGUUGAUCACAAGGCUGGAUUCGUACGAUGAAUCCAGUGAGUCCCUGGAUCGCGGCUUUGGCCGACCAAUGUCUCUCAUUCUACCUCGGUCAAAAUGAUAAAGAUGAAGUCCAGGUGGAGGAUGUUGAUGGAUGCCUCAGUUUCAGUAUUCGCAGCCCCGUACCCAAGGCAGCCAUUGUUGUAUUGUGGGAACAAGGAGAGCACAAUCACCGUGCCACACUCACAGACUCAAAGAAUCAGAUUGAUGCCAUUAUUUCACGAGACUCGCCGGACACACAGGGGGCAACCUCUCCCUGCCCCCCGUCGAUCAAAGGAGGCCCCAGGCAUCUGGUUGAACUUUCCGAUAUCAAGAUCAUUUUUACAUACUCAGCAGCCAGCCCGGAUAUCUGCCUUCACAUCAAUCACAUUACUAUCCACCGGAAUGCGGUCCCAAAGGGGGAUGUGCCGAAGCCAAAACUCAAGAAGACAGUGGCUCUCAGGGCCCUAAUGACUAUGGUGUGCGAGAAAAUCCAAAAGACCCGAGGGCAUGCUGGCUCCAACAGUCAAACAACUACUGGCUUGACGGACUCAUUUAUCUCCCAUUCUGAUCAAACCAUACCUCAUUCUCAAAUCCACUCGUCAUCACAAUUGCUAUUCUCCCAACCCCCGCCUAAUAUGUGCCAUGGUGCACCAAAGGGUAAUUCAAUGGCCAAUCGCGUUUCCCUCAACGGGUCAUCGGAUCUUCUAGGACUGCUUGCGCCUGCCCAUCCGAUUCAAACGAAAGAAACAGUCACUAAAGAUGAAAUAAACAACACUGCUGAUGCGAGGUGCACUAGUAAAUCUCCUCCCGAUCCAUCUUCCGUCAAUAUCAUACGAGAAGAAGUGGACAACUUCAUAGCGCAGUGUAGGAGUCAGGUUGAACAAUCUCCAAAUCAGUCGGAUGAUCAUGGCCAGGCUCGUACCAUUGGAACGGUGGAAACCCAGCAGUUUUCAAAGAAAAGAAAUCGUGGCAGCACAGAUGCGCCAUCGCCAGCAGCUCAUGAAAAUGACCUAGGUCCACAGGGCCGGCAAACUCCAAAAACAUCACCCUCCAAGAAGCGGCAGCGUACCAAUGCUGGAGUGGUGAUACCAGCGGACCCAACUGGAUUUGAACAAGUGCAAACCAAGCCCGUGCCAUCAGUUCCUAGCGGGGGGGUCAUAAGCACCAAACCAGAAAUUGUGUGCCCAUCUACAACAAAUCCAUGGGAAGGAAUGACAAAAAUACCUUUGAGCGAAGUUGAUAUUCCAAAAGAUCAGGCAGAACUGUUGGAAGGGCUUAAAUGGAUCCCUCAGGAUCCCGGCGUAUCUACACCUCUAUGCCAUGUACCACCUCAUCUUUUGACGCUGUGGAACAAGGUUGCACGAAGACGGCAACAUUUGGCAGAAGAAGCAGAAGCAGAUGAAGCAGAUGAAGAGGAGCAAGUAUCUGAACGUGCCCCUACCCCGACCCCGCAAGAUCCCUCUACAUCUCCCCUACCAUGGUCUCAAUCCCCAGAUAGGAGCUCCGCUCGAGAUGUUCUUCCACGGGACACCGCUUCUCCCCCAACAUUCGUAAGGCCUACCAGAAAAGUUUCUACGCCAUGCAGUACUCAUUAUAGCAUUGUUCGAUCUGCGGAAGAUGGCGAUGUUAGCAUGGUGAAUGGAUUUUGCAGUGCUCCUCAUCCAGGGCAGGAGGAUAUCAACACAGCAGACCAGCAACGUUCGCCGUUUUUUGAGGAAAUACCCACAAACCCGAGAAACCCGGUGUCUUUGGACCGCGAUCUCGGCGAUGACCCAUCCCCAAAUCACGAGGCUUCAACAUCCCUUGAUAUGGUCAAUGACCAACCUCAAACUCGGAUACAGGAAUAUUCUUGUGAUGAAACACCCGUGGAGAACCCCCCACUUAAAUCUGAAAUGAGUGAUGAAUCAAGUAGCGAUGAAAGCGACGAGCCAGAGAUGGAAACAUAUGUUCCUUACGCUCUGGGUGGAAGCCUUCCAUUAAGCAGUCAGCCUGAGCAGGAACUUCCUAGCUCGGGGCCGUCGCUUCCAAAAUUUGCAGGGGGGACCAUCCAAGUUGUGGAGACACCUGCAGUCCAUACCACACGUCUGAAUCCUGAUAAGAAACAGAGAGCUGGGUUUCAGCCCCCGAGCUCUCAGCAGCCAUACUCUCAGGCUCCGAAGACAUCCCCCUCGUCUCGAGUUCUCAAUACCUACCGCUCACAAAAUAGCAACGGGCACAGUUACCUAUCCCAGGAGGCACCAAAUCCAUCUUUGCCGGUAUUGGGAGACGAAUCACUGCGAGUGGAUGUUCUUGGUACUCAGACUCAAACGAGCAGCAUACACGCACCAUCACAAGGGACAGUCCAGUCGUCCUCGGACGUCGUACUCGAUUCAUCGAGACCUGCUCAACGACAGCGUGGGUCAUCCAUCUUCCAUCUAGACCCCUCGGACGACCCGUCAUCUUUUCCUUAUGCCAGGUCUCACUCUCUGCCCAUGUCCCAACUUCAUGAACCAAGCCAAGAUUCUUCGAGAGGAUUUUCCCUCGGCGGAGCCUCGCAGGUACCGGAAUUGUCCCCUAUGAAAUUCACUACCUGGGUCGCUGCUCAGGGAGAAUCACCUUCCAAAUAUUCACGUCCUCCGCGCCCCAAGAGUGCUGAUGCUGGCCAAAACACAUCUCACAGUCCAAAUGUCGAGUUGGUAGCACGGCGACAGGGCUUUAUCGGCAAGUCUGACAAGUACGCUGAAGCACAGACAAUCUAUGAAAAGUUCUGCAAUGAUUAUUCACCGUAUUCUGGCGAUUUCGCUCACUUCACUGGGAUGUGCUCGAAACUGCAGACAAUGCGGCAAAAAGGCCAACUACAACGGUCAUUUCUCUGGGAUGACUUCGUCAUUCAACAUUUGAAAGAGUACCCGUGCUACUUUUCGGGGCUUUCAUCUCAAGAGUCCAAGGCACUUCAAUACGAGGACUUUUUCUGCUCACGAUUCUCCCGCCCCCAACACAAAAAGAGAAGCCUCACAGCCCACGGAGUUGACAUAGUCGCGUCUCAGUUUGUUCCACCUACUAGUGUCGAGCCAGGAAAUCCGCUGGUUCCACACCAAGCGACAAUCCAAAGCCAGGUAACCCAGGAUAAAGUGUCGCAAAGCGAAGUGCGCAACGCUUCUUUCACAGGCAGUCUUGUGGAAGAAAUCCCAGCCCUACAUGUCCAGUCCUUCGAUGAUGUUCCUGCUCCGGAUGGCCCCAUGCCCACUACAACGCAGUCAUCGUCAUCCUCUGCCAGUAUCGGCUCGGAUUCCGUUGAGGUUAAAGAAGAACCAGAUGAUUCUUUCAAUGAACCACCGAUUGGCUCCCGAAUUAUUACGAGCAGCAAUGAUCAAAAGCCUGUGCCCUCCAGUCAUGAUGAAGAGAUGGUUGAUGCAACGCAAUACGACACAGAUAACACUCGCAUUGCGCCUGAUGUGAACGACCCCGACAUUACCGAAACCGGCAUGGACGAUAUUGACGAGACAGAAGAAGGAGAUGAUACUCACCAUGAAACCGCCAGCAUUGAACUUGGCGAUGACACCGACGAUCGGCGCCUCUCUGCCUCCCCCGCCCCGCCCGCGGCCGCGGCCCUGGGUGGUCUGAAAGCUGCCGAGCCCGAGCCACCAAGGCAGCGAAGACCCUGGUUCCGAUCUCUUCGGGAAAUGUUCCCCAAAGGUCCUGUGUGGUCCGACGACCCCGACACGCCGUUCAAGCGUUGGGCUCGCCAAGACCAGAACAUUCCUCAGGAAAUCAGGCGUCGCGGUGGAGCUAGGGUUCUAACUGAUGAGAAGGGGGUCAUCCGUUGGCCCACCUACAAUCAGGAGAAGAACCCUGAUCCCUAG